Messenger RNA from Zychaea mexicana, 1329 nucleotides. Its product is annotated as kinase-like domain-containing protein. Lineage: Eukaryota; Fungi; Mucoromycota; Mucoromycetes; Mucorales; Lichtheimiaceae. Gene Ontology annotation, molecular function: protein serine/threonine kinase activity; ATP binding; protein serine/threonine/tyrosine kinase activity. The record is from RefSeq and is a predicted model, not a curated record. Gene Ontology annotation, biological process: peptidyl-threonine phosphorylation; peptidyl-serine phosphorylation. The coding region runs from base 1 to 1329 and encodes 442 amino acids. The transcript has 4 exons.
AUGGUAGCAGUAGCUGGAUCUAGCAAGGUACCUUCAACAAAACGGCGAGCUAGCGAAAGUGCUGCUGUUGACGCAAGCAGCAGCAACAAACGAACACAAGAACAGCAACAACAACAAGCUGGCCAACGUUCACCCAAAAGCUCACAAACGGUGCUGAAAUACUAUAUCCAAUUCUUAUCGUCGUUUGAGCAACGAGAAGUCCGCAAGUUUGAACAUAUUUACUUUAUGGGACCACAUGCCAAAAAGAUCAAGGGGAAGCCUGACGACCCAGUGUUGAACCACGGCUAUGACGAUGAGCGCGGCGAUUAUCAUUUGGUGAUGCAGGACCAUUUGGCGUACAGAUACGAAGUCUUGGAUACGUUGGGUCAAGGCUCUUUUGGACAAGUCGUCAAGUGUUUGGAUCACAAGACGGGACAAACGGUGGCUAUCAAGUUGAUCCGGAAUAAGAAGCGGUUCCAUGCGCAGGCCAUGACGGAAGUCAAGAUUCUCAAGGAAUUGGUCGAAUGGGACCCUGAGGAUCAGUUCCACAACAUUCGAAUGACAGAUUUUUUCUAUUUCCGAAACCAUUUGUGCGUGGCAUUCGAGUGCCUCAGCAUGAACCUGUACGAGUUCAUCAAGAGUAACAACUUCCAGGGCUUUAGCUUAAGUUUAAUUCGAAGAUUUACCAUCCAGAUCCUGCAGUCGUUGUGCUUGCUGUAUGAGCACAAGGUGAUUCACUGUGAUUUAAAGCCAGAGAACAUCCUGUUGAAACAUCCGUCGAAAAGUACCAUCAAGGUGAUUGAUUUCGGUAGCAGCUGUCUGGACAGUGAACGAGUCUACACGUACAUUCAAAGUCGAUUCUACCGUGCACCUGAGGUUAUUUUGGGCAUGACGUAUGGCCUCCCUAUCGACAUGUGGAGUUUGGGCUGCAUCUUGGCUGAGCUGUACACCGGCUAUCCCAUUUUUCCAGGAGAGAGCGAGCAAGAACAACUUGCGUGUAUCAUGGAAGUCAUCGGUGUUCCCGACCGCUACCUGAUUGAAAGAAGCUCUCGGAGAAGAUUGUUUUUUGAUUCGUCUGGCAAUGCACGCAUUAUUCCCAAUUCCAGGGGUAAAAAGAGACGACCUGGUACCAAGUCCGUUAUGCAAGCACUGCGAUGCCAUGAUCGCUUGUUUGUUGACUUUAUUGAACGAUGUCUUCGUUGGGAUCCUGAUCGCAGAAUGCGUCCACAUGAAGCGCUACGACACGACUGGAUCAAACAAGGCAUGCCAAUGACUGCAAGCACUUCAGCUGGCACCACCCACCAACAUCGGUCCAGACACCAUUCGACACCAAAAAUAGCAGCGGGGUAA